Messenger RNA from Symbiodinium sp. CCMP2592, 1521 nucleotides. Lineage: Eukaryota; Dinophyceae; Suessiales; Symbiodiniaceae. The record is from the annotation of a GenBank genome assembly.
AUGGCCCGAGAGUUGCAGGCCGAGUUAAGCCCUAUGGCCGAGUGGGCACAAAGUGGGAGCAAGGCUUCGGUCGAUGCUUUGAUGAACAGCUGGUGCACCCGGCUGGAGAGCCUUGGCUCUCUGUCGUUAGGGCAAGCCAUGCAGAUGAAGCAGACGGUCCAGGAUCUGAGCUUCGAGAGCACCCUGUCAGAACGGUUGCUUGAAAAAGUUGAAGCCAAAGUUCUGGCAACGGCCACGGCUGCAACACCGCCGCCAGAUACUACAUAUACGCCUCACAAGCGAAAGGAGGAAAGCAAGCCGCAGACCUUGCUGAAGCCGGAAAACUUCAUCACGGUCACUGAGUGGUCUAUGCUGGAAAAGUCGCCAGCACCGGCAAGGCUGGAAAUCCUUCUGAAAAGGUAUCUGCAGCUGGGCCUGAGGAACCUCACAGAACAGACGGUCAAGAAAGGCCUGGCCUUCCUCUUGGCACUGGCAGCCGGCGAGCUCAGUCAGAUGCCGACAUAUGAAGAGAUCUACGAAGAGGUCCAGGUCUUCAAGAGAUCUUGGGAAUCCGUGAAAACGGAUGCAGAGCCGACUGAGGUCGGCCUGCUCACGUAUCCCGAUGACCCCAGCAGCUUGCCGAAGGCUCUGUUCGACCGAGCCUACAAGGCUGAGGACCCGCCCAUGGGCAAAGACGUGAGGGCUGGGAUCUGGCUAGCUCACAUUCCGAUGCGAUCUACUUCCAAGCUCUUGCAGAAGAACAAGAAGCAGAGGCUGCCGAGGCCAGAUGGCCAGGCCGCCGUGUCUGAGCAGCAUGCGAACGAGUUCCAGAGCCGCAUGGAGCAGUGCUUCGGGCGACUGGAAAGAAUGCUGGACCAGGGCUGCGGUCAGAAUGCCAUCCAGGAUGGUGGGCGAAGGGAGCUGCAGCUUGCUGCAGGCGCAAGCGAGCUGAGCAGCAGCAGUGCCGGGGUCGGCUUUGCUCUGGGCAACCCAGCCCAGCCGGUUUCGGCUGCGACACAGCAGACCUCGCCAGGGCGACAGUCGGCCUUGCAGCUAGCCCUGCCUCCAGCCGAAGAACCCGAAGCAACGGAGUCGCUCCCUGCCGAGAACGAUCUCGAGGACGAAGCUUUGUUCAAGAAGCUCAAAGAUCGCAAAGCUGGGAUUCUGAAGAAGCCGGCCGCUGCAGCUGCAGCGAGUGGCCAAGGAAACUUGGCAAAGAACAAGACAAAAACGAAUGGCCAAGGCCAAGAUCCAAAGAAGAAGGGCAGCGGCAAAGGCAAAGGAAAGUCCAAGGACAAGAGUGCUUCGAAGAAAGGCCAAGGCAAAGCAAAGGAGCAGCAAGCCCAAGGCUCGCAUGGAAAGCGGAAGUUCCAAAUUGUCUGGGAGGACGGCUGCAUCCAGAAGAACUAUGCUUCUCGCAUGUACAAGCGAGCCGGAACGUGGGCAAAGCACCAAGGCUUCUCGGAGCAGCAAGUGGUAGAGUGCCAGCGAGAGGCCCACAGAGAGGCCAUUCUGCUGUGGAAGAAGAAGAACGGCUGCUAA